GGCAAACCAAUGAUAGGCCAUGUUGACUUGCACUUCUUCCGGGUUUGUCACUGUAAAAAUGAAGUCAUAAUAGUGAUCAUAUGCCUUUCAACCAAUCAGCGAAAGACUUUGAACGUAAAGGCCGGACAAGGGGAUUGACUGUCAGUAUUAUAGACCAAUGAAAACAUGUAUAUACAGAGUGCGUCCAGCAGCACCAAUCAGCUACUAGAAACGGAAUCUGGGUGCGGUCGCCAUUGUCAUUGUAGUCAGCCCGAUAGGAAUUGCGACUUGUUGAGAGAGGAGAACUUGAGGGUGGUCAGAAUGGUUUGUGGUGGCUUUACCUGCUCGAAGAACGCUCUCAUCGCUUUAAACGUGGUGUAUAUAUUAGUCGGGCUGCUGCUUAUUGGAGUGGCAGGAUGGGGGAAAAGCUAUGGCAUAGUUUCCAGUAUAAAUGUCAUUGGUGGAGUCAUUGCUGUGGGAGUGUUCCUUCUUCUCAUUGCUGUUGUGGGUCUUGCUGGAGCACUGAAUCACCAUCAGGUCAUGCUGUUCUUUUACAUGGUUAUUUUAUUCCUCGUCUUUGUGAUUCAGUUUGGAGUUUCUUGUUCAUGUCUGGCACUGAACAGAGGUCAACAGGAACAUUUGCUAAGACUGACUUGGGACAGAAUGUCAAAUACAACCAGGAAAGAUCUUGAAAACCAACUCAACUGCUGUGGAUUUAUGAAUGAUACAGAAAGUGCCACAUAUGAGAUGGAUUGUUUGAUAUGUGAAGCAUCCUGCAAAUCCACUGCACAUUGUGAAACUUGUGGUGAUGUCAUGCUGACACAUGCUGGUGAGGCUUUGAGGAUCCUAGGAGGUGUGGGCCUUUUCUUCAGCUUUACUGAGAUUCUUGGAGUUUGGCUUGCAAUGCGUUUUAGGAACCAGAAAGAUCCCCGAGCAAAUCCUCGUGCCUUUUUGUAGGAUCCUUCUCUAUUCUUGUGACAGUUGUAUCUUGUAGCUGCUGAAAGUUAUCUUUCCCAGGGAUUAUUUUCAUCAAAACCCUUUGAUUCUUUAAAACAGAAGAGCCUUCAUAAUGCAUGAUUGGAUGGAACAUGAUCACACUGCAUGGAUUAUCUCGGUGCCAUGGACUAGACUUGGUGAAAUUUGAGCUCUGUUACCCAAACCCACCAUCCCUGAUGUGAAGUUCUUGCAAUAUAUACCAUGGUACAAGACUAUGACUUGAAAAAAAGUGCACAGUGUUGGAAAUUUUUGAAAUUGAUAUGGAGCUUCUGUUUCUUUAUAAUGCAGCUAUAAAUACAGACUUGGCAUAAUUACAGCUACCAUUGAUGCUUGGCCAGUUCUUUAACAGAGGGCAAUGGAGUUGAGAGGAGGCAAGAAUUCAGUCUAUCCUCUCAUAACCAUUUUGAUUCAAAGCCUUUUUUAAAAUAGUACAGCAUGUUUAUGAGCAACACAUCAGUUUAAGCUUAACAGUAACUUUUAAUUUGCCAGCAAAACCAGCCAUACUGAUUUCAAAUUCCUUCUGUGGGGUCAGGUUUAGCUUUGGGCUUUAUCAGGCUAUGCCAGUGAAGCCACACCAGAGUCAUAGUAUAGCACAAACAGGCCCUUUUGGCUUUAGUCCAUGCCAAAACUAUUUAAACUGCCUACUCCCAAUGACCUGUGCCUGGACUAUAUCCCUACCAUGUAUUUAUCCAAACUGCUCUUAAAUGUUGAAAUCGAGCUCAGAUGGACCACUUGUGCUGGCAGCUCACUCCACACUGGUUGUAGUCCCACCCAACUUCAGUGGAAGAAGCCUGCUUGUAUUUAGCCUGUCUAUAAUCUAGAUCUAUUCUGUUGCUCAAAGUGAAAGCUGACUCAGUAGCUUGUUGCAUCCUCUAUGAUGCCUGACCCAAGAGGUAUGACAAAUUCUCAUUACUGAUUUGUGAUCCCUCAGACCGGCAGCUGUAACUCAGUGGUGAAUGGAAAUUGAGUAAAUGUGAAUAACCAACUUCAAGACUUUUAUUUUCCAAAUCCUGGUUGUCAUAAUGUCAAUGUUUAAUGUAUACCAAUACUACUGAAAUUGUUUUCUCACUUUGUAAUUGAGGGAGCAUUCGAAACGUGUUUGGAGCCACAGUUAAUUUGUUGGGGUAUCUUGCAUACAAAGUUGAGGGCUGUUAGCAGUAUUCUCCACAAAUCUCAAACACCAUGUCUUACUCCACAACACCAUUAAGUAAUCUUUCUAGAAGACUGUCAGCUAUUUAGUGUAUAGUAACAUUUUGUACUGUAUCUUUAAUACAGAAGACUUGUCAGGUUGAAUACCACAAGUAUGUCUUUUGAGCUAAGAACAAAGUGAAAUGUCAGUAUUUUAGGGGCUGAAUUUGUAAGUUAAUCUAAUAAAUGCAAUCAAUUAGUUUUGUCAAAUCUUGAUGUGUAUGGCUUUAACUCACUGUGUCACUGCUUUGUUUAAGUGUAGUAUACAGACUUAAAUAGAGGAGAGCAAGACCAGUGUGAUUUCCUAACAAGUGUAAUUCUACUUUUUUUUAAACCAAGGCUUUUCCACUAGGCUUUUGGACCAGAAUGUAAGGUUUGUUGGGAAUAAUUUCAGACAUUGCAUUCUGAUGGCUUGCUGGCCUCUUCAGGUUAUCAGUGAAGUGAGAAAGCAGCCCAAGAAUUAACGUACAAUACCUAUUAAAGGAAUUUAACAGCAUAAUCUAUAGUAAUGUGCCAACAUUGUCAAUGCAUACUGACCUAAAUUGUUAAUUAUUAUGUCUGAACAACUUAUAGCACACAAGUAGUGUAAACAACUGUAUUGAGAGCCAGAUUCAGGCAAGGAUUUUGUAUGUUAAUUAGGUGUAUGCUUGCCAAUUGUACAUUUCCACAUGUUGAUUUUUAAAAACCUUUCAGUUUCUUACUAAGAUCCUUUUUGUCAAUUAAGAAAAACAUUAAGAUGGAAAUGAAAAGGAAUGAAUCAAUUAAUUAAAUUAAGCAUAAUCCUAAUGGAGUAAAAUAACUUGAGGUCUCUAACCUCCCUCCCCCAUUAUACAGUUAGGCUGAGAAAUUGACUUUGCACUGGCUUAGAAGGUCCUGUUGUGCAAAAAUUACAUGUAGCAGCUCUUUACCACUCAGCUCAUUUGGGAAUGGGUAAUAAAUCAAUUAACUUUUUCCCCCUCCUGAGGUUGUGCAUGAAAUUCCUACAGUGCUCACCACUAUUGAUUUUCCUAGAAAUUGUAUUGAUUUAAUACCAUUACAUGGGUUAAAUUAAGUUUGAACAAUCUUCAGAGAAUAUUCCCUGAUGGCUUGAUCCUCAAUGUGAAAAAUGUUCAUUAAGUAUUUCAUGUAAUCAAGAUAUUUUUGUAGAGUAAUGUGGUAGAUUAUUUAGGUGGCUGUCCCAUUUUCCCCCUCAACCUCCACCCCCAAUAAAACACACACUUUCACAAGGGGCAAAGAUCCUGAAGAGAAUCCAGCAUGCACAAAGGCAGGGGUUGCAAUAUUUGAGAUGGCAAAAUUUAAUUGUUAUUAGUGAAUUUUGAGAACUGUGGCCUUUAUUCUGAGAUUGGGGGGGGGGGGGGGGGGAGAAAGAAUCCAAGAUGUCAAUGAAAUCAGUUAAUGUUUAUCCCAAUGUGAAGAUGGGAAAGAUCCUUGUGGCAGCUUGCCAUUUAUGGGUGCCAUUCUCAAGCAAGUGUAUGAUAAACAUUCUAUGUAUUGAGUAAAGUGACCCAAGGCUUUUCUGACGCAAUGACAGGAAUUAGGCACAGGCUUUUGUUCUACACAGUUUGAAACUUAAUUUACACUCUGCAUAGUGGUUAUGAAAAUGUUUGCAGUAACAUGCUGGAGUUUGCACUUAAUGGCUGCAGACUUGACCAACAGAACAGCAUUUGUGUACCUGCUCCAAGUGUUGAGGCCUUUUAAUGGCACUGGUUAAACUAGUGAGCAUUAUGGAGGUUGUUUCAUGUUGUGGAUGUUAAAGAAUUAAGAUAUUUUUGGUUGGGAAAAAGAUUCUGGAGUAAUGUUUAGUAAUGUUUGGUGAUGCUUGGCUUGUGCUGUAGGUUCAGGUUUGUUUCCCCUACUUGAUCAAACCCAAGAAUUACUACUAAACAAGUAGCAAGUUGGCCACAGCUUUCCACAGCCCAGGGCAUCGAUGUUUUCCUGUGCAAGGGAAUGAAAUAACACUUGAUGUAGGAGAUGCUAAACCAUUCAUUUGUUGCUAAAUUAGGCCUAUUGAAGAUUUCUAGCAUUGUCUGAAUCUGAGUGUCCAUGACCAUUGCUUGCUCCAUAAAGGUUGGCUGGAUAUUGUGUGAACAUGAUUUGGAUUUCAAAAAUGCAGAAAAUAACAAUUUACUGCAAAAUAAGUAAAGACACCUUUUCCUGUAAUAAAUGCUUUACUAAUUCAAACAUUUGUCAGUACUUUGUAGAAUUAGUCAGUGAAAACCCUUUGGGGGGGCAGGGUGGGUGACAAAUGAGUGUUAUUUUGGGGGUGGGGGGGGAGGAGAGAGAAAGAGGAAAGAUCCAUUGUUUGCAGUACAGAUCCAGAUUUCUACCAUUCCGUGGUUUAAUUCAGCAGAAGGGUAUGAUCAUAGUUUUAUGUAAUAGGUUUGAUUUAAAUAAAACUAUUUCCAUUGGGAUUUAGGGGACAUCUUAAGCCAUGCUCUCAGCAAUCCUGUUUUUUUCCCCUCUCAUUCCCAUGACCUUCAGUAUGCAAUAACCACUUAAUGUACCACCCAGCACAAACACGUAGUACAAAAGGACUCCUGGGCCACUCAUGACCCAAACUCAAGAACAAAAUCAGGAAACUCUGCGCACACAGUGAUAGAAAUCUGGAACCUGUUUUUGUAAACCUCAAGUCAUCCCAAUGAAAUUAAGGAUUUGUUAACCAAAAGGCUAUUGGAAACACGUAUACAGAAUUGGAUCACAUGAAUGACAAACUUAAGGCUACCAGAAAUGCUGUUUCAACCUGUACAGGUCAAUCCCCUGUACUAUGGAUACAAUGGAUUACAGAAACAUUGAGCUCCAACCAUACCACUGAAUUUUGAAAGAACAGGAUCCUACACAGCUUACAACUCUUGUCAAAGUCCAUAUCUACUGUGGGUACCUGGAAUGUGAACCAUGCAAGAACAACAAAGAUGACACUACAAAAACUAGGCUUUCAUCAACCAGUGUCUGGGAAGGAUCCAAAGUAACCAACCAGGAAUACAUAAGUACAGAAAUGAAGUUAACCAAUAUCAUGUCCAGGCAGCCUUUAAUAUUGAAUCCCCAAGGGGGGAGGGAGAAGAGAAGAAGAGAGACAUCCAAAGAACACAUGGAGAAUACCUGAGGCUGAAAUUAGAAAACUCCUGAUUCAACCUCCAAGUUGACUCUAAAUAGGAUGGAGACAGGAUGGCCUAUGCUCCACUGGGAGCUAAGGGCCCAAGAAGAAGACAACAUACAAUGAAUACUGACUAAAGGUUUAAAAUACUUGUGGCUUUCUAUUAUGCAUGGCUGUCAUGAUACCAAUCCACUUCCAAGUCAUGAAGUGUAUCAUCAUUCUGCCACUCCUGAAGGUGAGGAUACAAGGAUCCACUGACAAUAGGUAUACCUCAGUGGCCCAUCUGUGAGCUAUUGCUAGCCUCAAUCAAAGAGGAAUAACUAAAUUUCAAACCACAAAGCAUUCACCAGAGGGGUGGUGAUGUGCAACUUCCUCCCUCCACAUAGCUACUAAAAGCAAGUCCCUCUUUUCGAGUUUGGCAGAUAGAAACAAAACACUACAGCAUCAGCUCUAAACAUUGUUUCUCUCACCACAGAUAUUGGCUGGCCUACUGAGAAUUUGCAGUAUUGCUCCUAUUGUGCUAUUUAAUCCUAAAUAUCCAAUUAUAAUUUAUCCCUUACAGUCACUAACUUGAUUAACUGGUCAUUACAACACUGACCAUACAACAAUACCCACUGGACAAGACACUUUGGAAUGUACACAGUUUGUAAGAAUCACAAUAAAUGGAAUCAAGGUACAGAUCAAUUCUGAUCUAAUUGUAAAACACGACAAGCUUGAGGGGCUGAACAGCAGCUUCCUCUUGUAACAGGAUAACUGACCUUUGGAGAGGGGUGUCACAGCCCAAAUGGCUGAUUUCCCUCUGCCAGAUCCAAAUUGCACCAGACUAACACAAGGUGAGGCACUUGGUAGUGAAGUUUAACAGCAUUCACAAGUUUAAUCCAGGGAAGUCCAAAGACCAUCAGCUAUAUUGACCCAUCCUAGAACUGGUGGAAAGGUGGAAUUUUGAGGAUUUCUUUGUCAGAGACAAAAGACAAUUAGAGGCCAUUU
This is a messenger RNA of Hypanus sabinus (Atlantic stingray), 6241 nucleotides long. RefSeq names its product tetraspanin-31-A-like. Bases 166 to 936 code for a protein of 256 amino acids. The record is from RefSeq and is a predicted model, not a curated record. NCBI's taxonomy places the organism in Eukaryota, Metazoa, Chordata, Chondrichthyes, Myliobatiformes, Dasyatidae. The transcript has 6 exons. Gene Ontology annotation, cellular component: membrane.